Molecule: messenger RNA, 405 nt
Organism: Aspergillus neoniger CBS 115656
Lineage: Eukaryota; Fungi; Ascomycota; Eurotiomycetes; Eurotiales; Aspergillaceae
Product: cytochrome c oxidase assembly protein COX16
Exons: 2
Coding region: 1-405 (134 amino acids)
Biological process (GO): mitochondrial respiratory chain complex IV assembly
Cellular component (GO): mitochondrial inner membrane
Source: RefSeq, a predicted model, not a curated record
AUGCCGGUAUUUCAGGCCAAGACGUUUCGACGCGCAACAACAGCAUCGUCUACUCUCGGAGAACGAAUCGGCGCGGCCUACCGGGCUCAUCUAACUAAACGCCCAUUCCUACUCUUCGGCCUUCCUUUCAUUAUGAUAAUAGUUUCCGGGUCUUUUGCUUUAACGCCCGCUGCCGCUCUGAGGUACGAGCGGUACGAUCGCAAAGUUAAACAAUUGAGUCAAGAGGAAGCGAUCAAUCUAGGCCUCAAAGGGCCCGAUGGCGAUGAGGGCAUCAAGCGAAAUCCACGGCGACGAGUUAUUGGUGACGAAAGAGAGGAAUACUAUCGGCUUAUGGCCAAAGAUCUUGAUGAUUGGGAGCAGAAAAGAGUACAACGCUUCAAAGGCGAGCCUGAUGGAAAACUCUGA